This is a messenger RNA of Vitis riparia (riverbank grape), 3248 nucleotides long. RefSeq names its product pentatricopeptide repeat-containing protein At3g24000, mitochondrial. The record is from RefSeq and is a predicted model, not a curated record. Gene Ontology annotation, molecular function: RNA binding; protein binding; zinc ion binding. The coding region runs from base 438 to 2429 and encodes 663 amino acids. The transcript has a single exon. Gene Ontology annotation, biological process: RNA modification. Lineage: Eukaryota; Viridiplantae; Streptophyta; Magnoliopsida; Vitales; Vitaceae.
CAAAUGAAUAAUGGCCAAUGCCACAGCGUACAGUGUUGGGAAGUAGUGUUGUAAGAUUUUCAGUAUAAUCAAUGGAACUUCAGCGCCAGGGCGCUUCCACCCUGCGCUUUGCCUGUGACUGAAUGGGUCUCCUUUUUGUGGAGGCACCAGGCAAGAAGGAUGGUGGGCGCUUGGACACUUGGAAUAAGAAUAUUCUAAAAUCAGAGACAAGCCGCUCCAUGCUCUGCAGAAUUGGGUGGAAGCCUGUGGCGAUCUUAAUAAUCACAACCCUCCUGCAGCUAUGGACUCUGUAGGGUUGGGUAUUGUCCAAAUCUCAAAAUUAAGAAGGAAACUGAUUAGUAUGUCUAGGUUAGGAAAUUUGACAGUGGCGCCGAUUCAGUUAUUCAGAGACGCGUUGAGGUGUAUUUAAGAGAUUUGUGGCAUAAUUUUUUCGGCGCAUGAACAUGCGUCUUCGUAAUUCAACCUUGUUCAAUGCCGCUGUUAUUCGUAAAAUACUUGUUCGAUCUCCUCCGUCUGGGUUCGCCACAAUUCACGCUCCAGCCGCUCCCUUCUCCGACUCUAACGAUUCUGAGGUCGAAGAUGGGGACGCUGCCUCUUUCUGCGUCUUCCAAGAUAAGGAUCUCCUCCGAAAGAGCCAAUCUGAUGGGGGAACUGGGCUUUAUGCUCUUGACCUAAUCAAACGCGGUUCUCUGGUACCUGACUAUAAUCUGUACAGUAAGUUGCUCAAGGAGUGCACCCGCUUGGGCAAAAUUGAGCAAGGCAGAAUCGUUCACGCCCAUCUGGUCGAUUCCCAUUUCUUGGAUAAUCACCUUGUUCUUCAAAACAUCAUCGUCAACAUGUACGCCAAGUGUGGCUGUUUAGAUGAUGCUCGCAGGAUGUUCGAUGAAAUGCCUACCAAAGACAUGGUCACUUGGACCGCCCUGAUUGCUGGCUUUUCUCAGAAUAAUCGACCCCGCGAUGCACUCCUCUUGUUCCCUCAAAUGCUUCGCCUCGGAUUUCAACCCAAUCACUUCACUCUUUCCAGUCUUCUCAAGGCUUCUGGGUCGGAACAUGACCUUGACCCAGGUACGCAACUUCAUGCAUUUUGCCUCAAGUAUGGUUACCAAUCAAGUGUUUAUGUUGGAAGUGCUCUUGUGGACAUGUACGCUAGAUGUGGCCAUAUGGAUGCAGCCCAGUUGGCCUUUGAUGGGAUGCCAACCAAGAGCGAGGUCUCCUGGAAUGCUUUGAUUUCUGGGCAUGCUAGGAAAGGUGAAGGAGAACAUGCUCUUCACCUUCUCUGGAAGAUGCAAAGGAAAAACUUUCAACCCACGCAUUUCACCUACUCCAGUGUCUUCAGUGCUUGUGCCAGCAUCGGAGCCCUGGAGCAAGGCAAAUGGGUUCAUGCCCAUAUGAUAAAAUCUGGUUUAAAGCUUAUUGCUUUUACUGGCAACACACUUCUUGACAUGUAUGCAAAAGCGGGUAGCAUUGAUGAUGCUAAACGAGUCUUUGAUAGGUUGGUGAAACCAGAUGUAGUUUCUUGGAAUACAAUGCUUACUGGGUGUGCCCAGCAUGGGCUUGGGAAGGAAACCUUAGACCGUUUUGAACAAAUGCUUAGGAUUGGAAUUGAACCUAAUGAAAUAUCUUUCCUAUGUGUUCUUACUGCUUGUAGCCAUUCUGGGCUUUUGGAUGAAGGACUAUACUAUUUCGAACUAAUGAAGAAGUACAAGGUUGAGCCAGAUGUGCCACACUAUGUCACUUUUGUUGAUCUACUUGGUCGAGUAGGUCUUCUUGAUCGGGCAGAGAGGUUCAUAAGAGAAAUGCCAAUUGAACCUACUGCAGCUGUCUGGGGAGCUUUGCUUGGAGCCUGUAGGAUGCAUAAGAAUAUGGAAUUGGGUGUUUACGCUGCUGAGCGUGCUUUUGAGCUCGACCCUCAUGAUUCAGGCCCGCGUAUGUUGCUCUCAAAUAUCUAUGCCUCUGCUGGUAGAUGGAGGGAUGUUGCAAAAGUGCGAAAGAUGAUGAAAGAGAGCGGGGUGAAGAAGCAACCUGCCUGUAGUUGGGUGGAGAUUGAGAAUGCAGUCCAUCUCUUCGUAGCAAAUGACGAGACCCACCCACAGAUAAAGGAAAUCCGUGGGAAGUGGGAGGAGAUCAGUGGGAAGAUCAAGGAGAUUGGGUAUGUCCCAGACACCAGCCAUGUGCUUCUGUUUGUCGACCAGCAGGAGAGGGAAGAAAAAUUGCAGUAUCAUAGUGAGAAGCUUGCUCUAGCAUUUGCACUUCUCAACACGCCCACCGGAUCUCCUAUUCGGAUCAAGAAGAAUAUCAGAGUAUGUGGUGAUUGUCAUGCAGCAAUCAAGUUUGUAUCAAAGGUAGUGGACAGAGAAAUCAUUGUGAGAGACACCAACCGGUUCCAUCGUUUCCGUGAUGGCUCUUGUUCGUGUGGGGACUAUUGGUAGUCCCAGUAAUCAGCAGCUAAUUACAUUGACAAAAUGCCAAAAGGGAGAGUGAUUCCUAAUAAUGAUGUUGGUCUACAUCCCAUCUUCUGAGUUUUAAGUUGGCUUGGCAGUGACCGAACCAUGUGGUAAACCAUUUUGUCCAAAGCUAUCUCCCAAAUGAGAUGUUGGCUGGGAGAUUCUUCAGUACCUGAAUUGAGGAAUCCAAGAUGACAGGGGAAAAAUCAAGGACCAAGGAGCUUAUAUCAACUGGAUGCUCCAGCCAAAUAGUUUCAGGAAUAUUGUGGACAGCGAUCUCCCUUGUCUGGGAUCACAUGGGUAGUUUUCAUGAUGCCCAGAUGAUCCUUGCUCCCUUUGGAGCAUUGAUGAGAUCCCUAAUACGGACAUGAAUCAUGCCUUAAAUAAGAGCCACAUCCAAUAGAUUUAUGAGUUUAGUGGUUGUUCUUCAUGCCCUCGGAUUGCAAGUUCAGCAUUGGCUAUGAACUGGCAUUGUGCUGCGAGCGUGGGAGUGGUUGGGAUAGCUUGGCUUCAAAUCACUUGGCUUGUGAGCAAAGCUCAAUCAUGUCUUACAAGAGCAUUGUCUCAGUUGCGUGGCUUUAAAGCAAGCGGAGCCUGCACCUUGGCUUUUAGCAGCCAAACCCGACAAGAGAAAAGGAAUCCAGAAACCACAUCUCAGUUUCUUCCCCCAACUCUUUAAACAUUUGCAUCAGGCAUGUGGUCGAGUCUAAUUUGCAAACAUCAUAAACGGGCACAUCAAAUACAUCAAAAACUCCUGCCCUGUAACUUUUGUUGGUUCAAAUAGUAUCUCCGUCCACAACUCAA